Molecule: messenger RNA, 2633 nt
Organism: Mercenaria mercenaria
Lineage: Eukaryota; Metazoa; Mollusca; Bivalvia; Venerida; Veneridae
Exons: 3
Coding region: 109-2214 (701 amino acids)
Molecular function (GO): protein binding
Source: RefSeq, a predicted model, not a curated record
AAUUUAUGUAAAACCUGGUUUAACCAUUUUCUGUUCUAAAAAGAAAGAACAAAUUAAAUUCAGUUCAAUAUUUGUACAAGUGGUCAAUUGUUUUACUCAUAAUCCAGAAUGUUUCAUUUACCUGAUUACACACAUAAUGUGUCACUGUGGCUGUCACAGGUAAUGAGUGAUAUUGGUGUGAAUGAGAAGAUGGUGAUUAAGAGAAGAAGAGCUUGCUUACUGCAAGAAGCUAUAGCAGAUACUUCCCUACAACUGGAAGACUGGUAUGUUUCAUUUUAUGAGCUUGGCAGUCAAGUAGAAGCCACAACAACACAAGAACUAAAUUCAGAUUAUGAUCACCUUCUGGUUCAGAAUACUUCAAAUGUGAUUCAGGACUUGAGUGAUUGGGAACUGGGUAAAGCAAACUACCUGAUGAUACAGGAUGAGACUGUAUCACCUGGCUAUUGUCUUCUACAAUGUCUCAGAGAUGAUGCUCCACUUCCACUGGAUAGUAUACCUAAUAAAUUUGGUUACAGGGACAGUUCAGGGCGAAUAUUACUGAGGAACACAGUAUUUAAUGAUGUAGCUGAAACCGGAGACGUAAAACAUGGUCCAGCUUAUACACGACAAGGAAGACCUGGGUAUUCUGAUACUGAUGCAGUUCUUGCUAUACCAUGUAAGACAUGGCCUCGCAUAGCCAGACGGUUUUUAGACCAUCAGGGUGUAGGUGUGUGGCCUCUAGAUGAAAUAAAACUGUAUUGUAGCACUUCUCGAUGUUUUGUUGUUGGUGUUGGAAGUAAGGGAAAUGCAAACGAAGAGCUUGAAUGGAGAAUAUCAACAUCUCUAGCAGAACGCUGUUUGAUGUUUAAUCUUAACAUUACACAAAUUCGCUGUUACAUAUUGAUGAAAAUGAUUUUAAAUACGUACAUUAAACCACAGUUUGAAGAUACUAUUUCAAGUUUUAUAUGUAAAACAAGCAUGUUUCAUUGUAAGCCUAACACACACUAUAACUUUUGGAAAGAGAAUAACCUACUCUUCUGUCUCACAUUGUGUUUAAUAGCAUUGUAUAACUGUAUUUUAUAUGAGAACUGUCCAUACUUUAUCAUUAAUGAAAAUAACUUGAUGGCAGGACGUAUUUCACCUGAAACAAAGCAACAGCUGCUUGAAAUAAUGCAUUUCCUUAUUAACAGCAUGGGGACUGCAUUACUUGGAAUUGAAUAUGAUGAACUUGGUGUCAGGCUUGAGUGUAAGCUAACAGGAUGGUAUGAUCUAGUUAAUAUCAUACAGCCUGUUUUUGAGGCAGAGAAAAAUAUUUCAGGAAAUUCAUCAUAUAACAGAGCUUUAUAUGUGUGUACUUUCAAUAAUGAAAGGUUUUUAUCAGUUUGUAGUUACGGAACACCUGUACAGACACUUUUAAAGUUCAUAUUAAGACUAACUAAGUUUCGUGAAAGUGAGGGAUACCAGAAGAUAGCUUGUAAUCUUUUAGCACCAUUUCUGUGUACAUCACUGGGAUCUGCCCUGGAAUCCAUCAGCUUUCAUCAAUACAACAGUAUAUCACAAGAAGCUCUCACUUGGAUGUCAUUAGGUUUGAACUCGGAUGUUUCAUCUAGUAGACUGAAACUAGCUUCCAUGUUCUACAGUAAUGGAGAUAAUCACAGAAAUGAAAUGAUUCUCAGAGACAUUGAAGACAAUUAUGACCUUAAUUUGGUUGAACCUAUUUGUGCAUGUUAUCUCCUCAUCAGACAAAAUAUAAAAGAUACAUUUAAUGAAACAGUAGCUGAUCAUGAUGAAGAAGCUAUGCAGUAUACUACAGCAUUCUGUGUCAGGUUCUUGCCCUGUGAAAUUAACUGUGUCCCACAAGAACUGAGACAUGAAAUGUUCAGAUCUACAGAAGAGGAUCUGACUUACAGAGGUGUAGAUGAUUUCUGGAUGGACUGGGCUGUGGUGGAUUCUCUGCCUUACCUCUACUUCCUACAAUACAAGACCUAUAGCUACCUCGGGAGACAUGACGAAACACAAGCUGCCCUCUCAUGUCUUAUCUAUACCAUUGACAAUGAAGUUAACCUUGGACAUCGGGAAACAGCCCUUAAUCUGCUAGGACAGUGUAUGGAGCAAAAAGGCCAACCUAUAGAUGCUUUACGUUGUUAUUUACUAUCUCUUAAACAACGAGAAAGAAACAAUGCUGCAAAAGUCCAUAUUUGUCGGCUUUUAUGCACAAUGAUAAACACCAACUAAAUAUGAUAUAUCUGACUGGUACUUCUCUAGUUUCAAAGACCAAACUAGACCAUGCUUAUUUGGUAAAAUAUAACAAACUGUUAUGAGUCAGCAGACUUACUGAGUUUACCAUAAUAGUGGGGCAGCUAAAGGUGUGACAGUGUUAAAUGAAUCAAGAGCACUGUCAAAAUACUUAGUUAUAGUAAUUAAAGUUUGAUUUUAAAUACUAUAUAAAACACUACAUACAUGUUUAUGAAAAGUAGGAAUGACAUACACUGCAAAGACAUUUUUGAUAUCUACUCAGCUAUAGUGAAAACAUAUCAAUAUAUAUUUUUGUGUAUUACAUUUACAAUUUUAACUUUCAAAUUAUGGACAAACACAUUGAUUUUACUUCUUCAACUGCUACAUAAUAAAUAUAUUUCAUCAAAGAAAAAACAAUA